AUGAAUUUUUAUUUCUAUUUUACCAUCUAUCUAUCUAUCUAUCUAUCUAUCUCUCUAUCUAUCCUAUAUUCAUCUCUCUCUCCUCUCUCUCUCGCUCUCUCUCUCUCUCUCUCUCUCUCUCUAACUGUGUAUCUCAAUCUCAUUUUUAUAUCUAUGUAUGACUGUCCGUAUCUGUAUGUUAAAAAUCUCUUUCUCCUCUCUCUCUCUCUCUCUCUCUCUAUCUCUAUCUAUCUAUCUAUCUAUCUAUCUACAACUAAUCAAGGUCGAAAUCUAUCUAUCUAUUUAUCUAUCUAUCUAUCUAUCUAUCUAUCUAUCUAUUUAUUUCACCCUAUAUUUCAUGAUAUUCAUGGUGAUAACAUUAUUUUUUCUAUCUAUCUAUCUAUCUAUCUAUCUAUCUAUUUGGGACUUCUCUUCAUUCAAAUUUUUUCUCUUCUUUCUAUUACAUUAAUCAACUAUCACCUCUUCUACCCUUGUCUUUCCUUUUUUUGUAUUCCCUUUCAUCUUUUUCCCUUACCCUUUUCAGCCUGCUCUUCCCCCGUUUGCCUGCCAGUUAUUCUCCUUAUUAUUUUUUUUAUAUUUUGCUUUCUCCCUCCAUUUUCUGCAUUCUUCUCCAUCUGA
Molecule: messenger RNA, 618 nt
Organism: Acanthosepion pharaonis
Lineage: Eukaryota; Metazoa; Mollusca; Cephalopoda; Sepiida; Sepiidae
Source: the annotation of a GenBank genome assembly